Messenger RNA from Salpingoeca rosetta, 1800 nucleotides. RefSeq lists its product as uncharacterized. The transcript has 15 exons. Bases 277 to 1632 code for a protein of 451 amino acids. Gene Ontology annotation, biological process: phosphatidylserine biosynthetic process. Gene Ontology annotation, molecular function: L-serine-phosphatidylethanolamine phosphatidyltransferase activity. The record is from RefSeq and is a predicted model, not a curated record. Lineage: Eukaryota; Choanoflagellata; Craspedida; Salpingoecidae.
ACUUGCUGGGCAAGAGGCAGCAACGCGCAACAAGGACACGCAGCUCACGAAACACAAACGAAACACGUGGGUGCGCGGUUGGUGUUGCGGUGUGUUGGUGUUGGUGUUGCUGUUGUUGUGGGACGUGCACACUCUCAAAUCAAUCAACAAGCGAGCAAGCGAGCGAGCAAGCAAACAAGCGCACAGAGAGUCAUAGAAGGGAGUGAAACUGGCGAAGCUAGCAACAGCGACGACGACAGCGCGCCACUCGCACCUGCAGCGAACAACAACAACAACAUGGUUGCUGCAACCGCGGACGAGCGGAAGAGGCAGCCGCGACAGCCGCGCCAACGGGCUGUCAGCCUGAACGAUGCAACGGCAACGGCCUUUGUGUCCCAGGGACCCUACCGCUUCAAAAUCCACAACACAAACUUUGAGGAUGAUGGCUCGCAGUCUUGGUUCUGGCGCCCCCAUGUUGUGACGGUGCUGACGCUGGUCGUGUGUGCUGUCGUCUACAUGGCUCUCUUCCUCGAUGACGAGGACUCGUCCAUCAAUGCACAGCGUGGUGUUGCUGUUGCUUGUGGCGUCUUUCUGGUGCAGGCUGCCAUGCAGUUCAACGAUGGCCCGUUCAUCCGCCCGCAUCCUGUUGUGUGGCGGCUGGUGUUGGGCGCAUCUGUCCUCUAUGAGAUGGGGCUCCUCUUCAUCCUCUUCCAGAAACCAGAGGACGGCCGCCGGGCGCUCAAGUUCCUCGACCCAAAUCUCGGCCAGAAGUUGCCUGAGCAGACGUAUGCUGACGACUGUCGUAUUUAUGUUCCGGACCAUCCAUCCGGAAACCCUUACGCAAACUUUCUCCAAAAGAUGGAUCGUUUUGUGAUUGCGCACGCAUUGGGGUGGGUUGUCAAGGCACUCGCCUUCAGGAACCUCAAGAUUCUCCUGGUGUGCAGUUUUGCAUUUGAGCUGUUUGAGUACAUGCUUGAGUUUCAGCUGCCAAACUUUGGCGAGUGCUGGUGGGACCACUGGGUGCUGGACUUUAUCGUGUGCAACGGGGGCGGGAUUGCGGUUGGGCUGCUGCUCUGCCGCUAUCUCGAGAUGAAGGAGUACCGCUGGCGCGGCAUCAACAAGAUCCCGACUGCAAGGGGCAAGCUGAUGCGCGCAAUUGCGCAGUUUUCGCCGUACGCAUGGACGAAUUUCCAGUGGGGCCCGUACCGCGACCUCAAGCACUGGCUCGUCACGCUCUUUGCAAUCUGGAUGAUGCUCUGUUCGGAUCUCAACGCGUUUUAUCUCAAGUCCACGCUCUGGAUCCCUGCUGACCACAGCUUCAACGUGUACCGGCUGCUGUUCGCGGGGUGCGCCGCCCCCGUUGCCGUCGCAGAACUCAACGCGUACAUCACAGACCCGACGUGCAAGAAGAUGGGCCAGCAGGUCUCGAUGGUCGGGCUCAUCCUCAUCACCGAAGAUCUCAUCGCAUACAAGUAUUGGGACGACAUCCCACCGCUGACGGCGGCUGAUCCCGCGUGGUUGAUGACGGCGGGCGUGGUGGCCUUUGUUCUCGUCGCAAUCACCAUCCAUUACGCAAUCAAAGAACUCUUCUGCCCAAACAAACAAAGGGCACACGCCCUCGACAUUGCACUCCAGCCAAAGAAGCUGCAGUGACGUGCAGCAAGGACCACCAACACCAACGCAACUCGCCUCCACGACGCGAUGGCACCAACACUCCAAUAUGGCCAUUGUGUUACAAGUGCAUGUGUACUUAUAGCGUGUAGUGAUAGAUAGCCGUUUCAUUGUGCUGUUUCAGAACACUUAUUAAACAGAACCAAACUG